GAAUUUGUUAUUGACUUUUAUGACAAGAUUUCAUAUGCUAAAUACGUUGAUCUGGAAAAUUUUGAAAAUAAUGUGACCAAAUGGGUGAAACUUAUUGAAGAAUCUCAACGCAUUGAUUUCAAUACGAUCAUCGAAUUAAUGAGAAAUCAUCACAAAAGCGAUUCAUGGUUUUCUAGCUUGAUCGGAUUUUUUUAUCAACAUGGUAUUGGAGGAUGUGUAAUUAAUUAA
Funneliformis caledonium is the source of this 228-nucleotide messenger RNA. Lineage: Eukaryota; Fungi; Glomeromycota; Glomeromycetes; Glomerales; Glomeraceae. The record is from the annotation of a GenBank genome assembly.